Molecule: messenger RNA, 1342 nt
Organism: Phaethon lepturus (White-tailed tropicbird)
Lineage: Eukaryota; Metazoa; Chordata; Aves; Phaethontiformes; Phaethontidae
Product: sodium- and chloride-dependent GABA transporter 2-like
Exons: 8
Biological process (GO): sodium ion transmembrane transport; neurotransmitter transport
Cellular component (GO): plasma membrane
Molecular function (GO): gamma-aminobutyric acid:sodium:chloride symporter activity
Source: RefSeq, a predicted model, not a curated record
GUCUGGAUGGAUGCAGGCACUCAAAUCUUCUUUUCGUAUGCAAUUUGUCUGGGAUGCCUGACAGCUCUGGGCAGCUAUAACAAAUACCAUAACGACUGCUACAGGGACUGCGUGGCCCUCUGCUUCCUCAACAGUGGCACCAGCUUCGUGGCAGGCUUUGCCAUCUUCUCCAUCCUGGGCUUCAUGGCAGGGGAGCAGGGCGUGCCCAUCGCCGAGGUGGCCGAGUCGGGGCCUGGCCUGGCAUUCAUCGCCUACCCUCGGGCUGUGGUCAUGCUGCCCUUCUCCCCGCUCUGGGCAUGCUUCUUCUUCCUGAUGGUUGUUUUGCUGGGACUGGACAGCCAGUUCGUCUGCGUGGAGAGCCUUGUCACAGCUCUUGUGGACAUGUACCCCACCAUCUUCCGCAAGAAGAACCGCCGGGAGACUCUCAUCCUGCUGGUCUCCAUCCUCUCCUAUCUGGUCGGGUUGGUGAUGCUCACAGAGGGUGGGAUGUAUGUCUUCCAGCUCUUUGAUUACUAUGCUGCCAGUGGCAUGUGCCUGCUCUUUGUGGCCAUCUUCGAGACUCUCUGCAUCGCCUGGGUCUAUGGUGCUGAACGUUUCUAUGAUAACAUUGAAGACAUGAUUGGCUACCGGCCAUGGCCCAUCAUCAAAUACUGCUGGCUUUUCAUCACCCCAGCGGUCUGCAUGGCAACCUUCCUGUUUUCUUUGAUCAAAUACACCCCACUGACCUACAACAAGAAGUAUGUGUACCCAUGGUGGGGAGAUACCCUGGGCUGGCUGCUGGCCCUAUCCUCCAUGGUGUGCAUCCCUCUCUGGAUCAUCUACAAACUCUUCACCAUCAAAGGUUCCCUCAGAGAGAGGCUCCGCCAACUCACCUGCCCACUUGAGGACUUGCCUUCCAGGCUGGGCACGGGACAGCCUCUUCCCUCCACCAGAGCUGGUCUCCUGAUGCUGACAGAGCUCGAAUCUCAUUGCUAGGACCAGUGUGGCUCUCCUUCUCUCCCCCCAGGAUGGUUUCUAUACAGCCUUUAUGACCUGUUGGAUAACGCAAGGAGAGAGGGAUUUCUGGUCUGAGCUCCCUUCCCUGGAAGAUUUGAAGGGCUGAGGAAGAGGCUGCCAUGGAGAUGGUCUGCAUGGAGUUAGCAAUGAACCUUAAUCCUCUCUCUGGAGAGGGCUCUGAAGGGGCAGAUCAAACACCAGUGUUCCUGAUCAUCCUCAGCCUUCUGGUGGGCGGAAAGGAAGGACUGAUCCUGGAGAGGAGAGUGUCAGAGAGUCUCAGAGGUGUGGCUCCAGUGUGGACUUUGGGAGCUUCUCUAUUCAUUCCAUUAAACCCUUGUUUUUCCCC